This is a messenger RNA of Clarias gariepinus (North African catfish), 1087 nucleotides long. RefSeq names its product histamine N-methyltransferase-like. The record is from RefSeq and is a predicted model, not a curated record. NCBI's taxonomy places the organism in Eukaryota, Metazoa, Chordata, Actinopteri, Siluriformes, Clariidae. The transcript is spliced from 7 exons. The coding region runs from base 87 to 980 and encodes 297 amino acids. Gene Ontology annotation, molecular function: N-methyltransferase activity.
CAGUAAUGCUGCAGCUGUAAAAGCAGGGAGAAGAGCCAAAGGUCAGUGAGUGGAGGAGGGAUCAGUUACAGGAAAAGGACAAAAAGAUGGCAGGUCAGACCAAGAGCCUGAGUCUGGGAGAUGAUUACUCCAGAUACCUGAAAUCAUUCGAGGUGUUCCUGGAGCGUUCGUCUGAACAACAAAGUAUGACGGACUUCAUCCAUAAUACACUUCCGGACAUCCUGACUACGUAUAUGUAUGUUGGGGCAGGAAAGUCCACUCUGAACGUGAUGGGAUUGGGAAGUGGAUCAGGUAAGAUCGAUCUGGAAAUCCUCUCUCAGCUGCACACUAAGUAUCCUGAGGCCAGCAUGGAGAACGAGGUGGUGGAACCCAGCGGAGACAUGUUGCAUAAAUAUAAAGAUUUAGUAUCAAAGAUGCCGGGCCUCGAUCACAUCACCUUCAGGUGGAAUCAGAUGACAGCGUCCGAGUUUGAGAGCGACUGGAAGCAGAGAAACACUGACAAGACGCUGGACUUCAUCCACAUGAUUCAGAUGCUGUACUAUGUAAAUGAUCCAGAGGCAACGAUUUCCUUCUUUCGAAGUUUACUACACAAAGAUGGCAAACUUCUCAUAAUCCUGGUCUCAGGACAGGGAGGGUGGAGCAAGUUAUGGAAGACCUACCAAGCUCAGCUUUGCAAGCCCGGCAUCAGUCAGUCCCUCACUGCUAGCGAUGUCAAGGACUUCCUCAAUACUAAUGGAAUCCCCUACCUGAGCUACACCCUCCCGUCUCAGAUGGACAUCACUGAUUGUUUCACAACUGGAGAUGAGAAAGGAGAGCUUUUGCUGGACUUCCUGACUGAGGUGAUGGAGUUCAGAAAAAAUGCUUCUCCAGAGCUGAAGGCUGGAGUGCUGGAGCUCCUCAGACACCCCGAGUGCAGCCAAGAGGUGGACGGCAGGGUCAUAUUCAACAACAACCUUGAGGCCUUAGUGCUCAACCCAUAGUGCUAAAGAUUUUUGUUAAAUGAAUCUGUCCCUUGCUGACUGAUGUUAGUUGUAAUUGCUUUUAACUUGUUUAUCCAACAAUAAAUAUGGAAUGAUUGGCCUACAAA